ACGUCAUCGUGUUUUGGCCUCACGAACAGCUGCGUGUCAGAAUUAAUCUUUAUAAUGUGCUCUAAAAGCACAUAAACAUUGAAAUUUCAGCCAUGAUCGGCGUAAAGUCAGUAUAGUGGCGUGGUGUGCAUUGUAAAGAGCUUAAACCAAUAAGAAGCUCACACACACGUGCGAAAGUUAAAGACUUUUAAACCUUAAAUAAGCUCGAUUUCAGAUAUGGGACGUAAAAAACAGGGUAAAUGUGAGCGAUCUGUUCACAAGGGCAAAGACACUCGACACAGGAUGAAGGGGAAAUCGUUAGACACUUUCACAGAGGAGAUGCACGAGGCUCUUCAAGCCAGUGAGCAUGCGGAUUCAGAGGCAGCCGGAGGUGUGAAGUUGCCCUGUCCUCUAGCCAUGUGGGAUCUGGGUCACUGUGACCCUAAACGCUGUACAGGACGGAAGCUAGCAAGGAAAGGUUUAGUGCGCUGCCUACGACUCAACCAGCGCUUCAAUGGCCUGAUACUCAGCCCCAUGGGAACCAAAUACGUUACACCUGCCGACAGAGAGAUUGUGGCACAUGGUGGUCUGGCCGUGAUUGACUGUUCAUGGGCUCGUCUUGAAGACACACCUUUCAGCAAAAUGAUUGGCUCUCAUCCGAGGCUUUUGCCGUAUUUGGUCGCAGCAAAUCCUGUAAACUAUGGAAAGCCGUGCAAACUGUCAUGUGUUGAGGCGUAUGCCGCCACCUUCUGCAUUGUGGGAUUUCGUGACCUUGCUGUGCUCCUGUUGAGGAAGUUUAAGUGGGGUUUGGGAUUUUUGGAGCUGAACAAGACUCUUCUAGAGCGUUACGCUUCCAGCCAAUCAGAAGAGGAGCUGCUGGCUGUGGAGAAAGAGUUUCUGAGUGCCACACCUCAGGAAGAGGAGAUUGAUCCUUUUGACGUGGACUCAGGGAGAGAUUUUGUGAACCUUAACAGACCAGUCCAGGCUAAAUAUGAAGACAGUGACAAUACAUCAGAAGAAGAAGAUGAUGAUGAUGAUGAUGAUGAUGAAGAAGAAGAAGAUGAUGAGGAGGAGGAGGAGGAGAAAGAACAGAAAAGCGAGGAGCAAGAAAAUGAUCUGAAGUCUGCAGUUGUGUAAUUUUAAAAGGAAACAUUGAGGGGUGGUUUAGUAACACUGACCUUCACUUGACAUAAGCAAACUUCUGUUUUCUGAGUGUUUGCUAAUGUCGAGAUGUAACCGUGUCGGGAUUUGAGUCAGCAACUUCCCCAAAGACUUUUUAUCAUGUGUACAAUGUGCUUUUUUGCUCUCGAGAAGCAUCUUCUCACACUAUUAAUAUCGUAUCAUGCACAAAACAAAAUGUGUCGACUGUUAAGAAGUAGAAUAAAAUGUUUAAAUACAAUUUUA
Molecule: messenger RNA, 1383 nt
Organism: Danio aesculapii
Lineage: Eukaryota; Metazoa; Chordata; Actinopteri; Cypriniformes; Danionidae
Gene: tsr3
Product: TSR3 ribosome maturation factor
Exons: 6
Coding region: 217-1116 (299 amino acids)
Biological process (GO): maturation of SSU-rRNA
Molecular function (GO): rRNA small subunit aminocarboxypropyltransferase activity
Source: RefSeq, a predicted model, not a curated record